Molecule: messenger RNA, 3834 nt
Organism: Orbicella faveolata
Lineage: Eukaryota; Metazoa; Cnidaria; Anthozoa; Scleractinia; Merulinidae
Product: protein mono-ADP-ribosyltransferase PARP14-like
Biological process (GO): negative regulation of gene expression
Cellular component (GO): nucleus; cytoplasm
Molecular function (GO): transcription corepressor activity; NAD+ poly-ADP-ribosyltransferase activity
Source: RefSeq, a predicted model, not a curated record
UGGUUUGUUAUUUAUUUCUUUUAAAAUGCAAAUCCUUUGAAAUAUUUCCUCUACAGAAACGGCGUUAUACGUUUACGGUUUCAGGCAAAAUGAGAACAAAAUAUCAUAAUUGGCAGGUUUUGAUUCCUCCUAUUAGGCGAAUGGAGCAAGCAAGCCUUUCAAUUUUUUUUCUUUAAAUUAAGUUGGAUCAUUAUCACAUUGCACCGUCAAACUGAUAAUUUUUCUUCCUGAGUAGAUGACGGUAACCAGAUCAUUCACAUUGUGACAUCUUUCAGAUCUUUCAGUAGUCACGUUCCCCAGUUUUAAACAAAGCUGUUACACUUUUCCUGUCACGUAACCGGAUAAAAAUCUCACAAUAAUAGUCUCCUUGUACGUGUCUCCAUAUUUUUCUUCCGCGUUUUCCAACAAGUACGAGAAUUUGUUACGUGUGAUAAAUAUUUAUUAUGACUGAAAGGCUUCGGUCACGAACACGUGCCAGUACGGCGCGCGUGGCACGGAAAAACAAAAUUCGCUGUGUCAUGAUCAUGAUCUAACAACAUGAAUCGUUCUACAGUCAUUUGAAGUACUCUUUUUGGAUGUACUUGGAGAAACACAUGCUUUCGUGUGCUUGCCUAGGGACUGUCGCCGGUCAUGUGUUGAAAAAGCGAAGAAUCCUUGAAACAAAAACGCAAGAAUGAAAUGGGGAACUCGUACCUGGAAAGGGACUUCAGAUUCCAGCGUGGAGUAUUUAGGAUCCAAAAUGAAAGCUUUGUCGCCGCCACUUGCUGAAGGACAACUAGAGGAGGUUUACAGCGUGCAAUGGAACGUAGGUUCCGAUAUGUAUUGGCAGUUUGGCGACAAGAAAAGUGCUCUUUUGGCGUACUUGACAGAGCACGGGCCUCGCGAAUUUCCACGCUUUAAGAAGGGGCUAAAACAGUUCAAACGAACAUUAGAAAGGCUUGCAGACGGUGACCCAGUCCCAAGCACCAUCGAAUUGACGAACGAAAAACCCAGCAACCUUAAGGCGUUCAUCACUGAGGUCGCCAGCCAUGUUAGCGUGGCAACAGUCUGUCUAAGGCAGCCAGGCCUGCGCAAGUUCUUCGCCGAAGGUAUCGGUAAGCACGUGUUGACCGCUUUAGAAAAGAAGCACUCGUGUUCGAUCGAGACGCUCGAUGAAAAACCAAUAGUUGUGUCCGACGACGAAGCCCAAUCCAGUGUCGUUAGGCCGCCUCUGUGUAUACUUGAUUUCAACAAAAUCCUUGAGGAUUUGGAGGUGGAUCCUCCCGAGAUUGUUGAUGAGGAGGCUCCCUUCGCCGACUGGAAGGAGAUGAUUUGGGAAGGCGCUUUAACAGAACUGUCACAAAGUGAAGUUCCAGAUACGAAUGACACUCCGUUACCAUCUGAAUCAGUAGUAGUCGUAAAUGGUGCGUUACCAUCUGAAUCAGCAGUAAUCGUGACUGAGCCUCCCUCGACGAUUGCGUUACAAAGCAAGGAGAGGUCUGAACCUGAGCCAGUUGACUCGUCCGAGUGCACGUGGAUCCAAAACACGCAAAUUCGUGUUUGCGCCGGUGACUUAACGAAAGAAGUGGUAGAUGCGAUAUUAAUAACAAAUAAAGAUAACCUGGACUUGAAUAAGGGAGGUCAGUUAAAUAAGCAUAUUAACCUAGCAGCCGGGCCAUCUGUGAAGAGUGAAUGCAAGCUUCUCAUCAAUGAAAAUGGUGCGCAGCUUCCUGGCAACGCUGUGAUGACGUCAGCAGGGAACCUCCCUUGUAAGAAAAUUGUACACGUUAUCGCUUACCCAGGCCCACCACAGAUCCUCGACCUUCAGCUGGGCGUGAAAACUGGGCUUCAGUUGGCUGACGAAAGGGGAAUGAGUUCCAUAGCUUUGCCAACUAUAGGCGCAGGGUGCAUGGGACUGACACCGUCAAACUCGGCCCGGGUUCUUUCAGGGGGAAUUUUGAGCUUUUUGGAGCGUCGCCCCCGAAACUUGCGCGAGAUCAGGAUUGUCCUGUAUGACGACAGUUUGUUGCCGAUAUUUGUCCAAGAAGUGACGAACGACUUUGCCCCUAUUAAGGCCCUUCAAGAGUAUUCUCCCCUCUCUACCGAACGGCUAGACGAAGACUGCAUCCCUCAGGUAACCAACCGGAAUACCGCGAUCAACGGAGGGAGAGCAAAGUAUCCGCCCGAUAAUACCUCGGCCGAGUUUCGUGUGUAUGGUAAAGAUAGGAAGACCGUCACAAGUGCUGUGAACAGUUUGCGCAAUGUUUUCGCGAAGCACCUAACAGUCCAAAGAGUUACGCAUAAGUUAGUCCCUGGUCUGUUUGAGAGCUCCUGGACGUGGCUUUGUGAGGUGGCAUCGAAACACCAGACAGAUCUCAAGAAUGAGGCGCACAAUAGUACCAUCAUCGUAAGCGGCAUUUCGGACGAUGUCGCCUCAGUGGUGGGAUGCAUUUGGCAAGAAAUCAGCAGGCUCGCGGAAAGUCAAAACAACCUUGAAAAGCGCAAACUGAUGUCGCAAUAUGUUCGAUGGCAUUACGUUAUUCUUGACAAGGAAAUCGCUGUCACUGAGAAACUCAGCUCUACGAUCGAGGAGGCAUUUAGUCAGGAAAAAGAAGGAGUGACGCUCUUUAUGGAUGACCACAAAUAUUGCGUGGAUUUUAAAUCGAUGACGGUCAAGGAAUUAUGUUGUAGCAAGUACCCACCGCUUCGAUUGAGACGAAAAAUACAAUCAGAUACUGGUGUUUUAAUGCCUGAUUCCUGGUCAGCACAACCGUGCUUCCCAGACGGAACUCCACAUCCCGUGGCCUUGGUUCCGGUAAAGAUAUCGGAUGAAGUGGAGUACAAAACCGUUGCCAACUUGUUCUACAACACUGGAGGUUACGGCGAUAUAGUCAGUAUUGAACGGGUCCAGAACCUAUGCCUUUACAAGCAGUACAUCGCGUACAAACAGGAAGUGGAACAAAAUAACUGCAGGUAUGGUAACAACAGAAACGAAUUGCAGCUCUUUCAUGGCACCAGUGGAUCAAACGUGAGCGCCAUAAACAGACAGGGAUUCAACAGGACCUUUUGCGGAAAGACGCACGGAGCUAUGUACGGGAAUGGAGUAUACUUUGCUUCAAGGGCCUCUUACUCCAUGGGCUAUACGGUUCCGGAUAUUUAUGGACUAAGGCACAUGUACCUAGCUCGAGUUGUGGUGGGUUUUUACGCCAUAGGUUACAAGGGACUUCUUGUGCCGCCUCCAUUGUUUGCUCAAUCACCCGAGGUGCUUUUCGAUUCGGUUGUAGACAACACGGCAAAUCCAAACGUGUAUGUGGUGUUUCGUGAUUCCCAAUGUUACCCGGAAUAUCUCAUUACUUUGAAAACUUAACUAACAAGUGCACAGCUCGGAUUCACUGCCAUCUCCCACGUGACUGGAAAGCUGUUGCGUGACACCAUCGCUUCUGACUACCGUUACUACACAUCCUUCCCACUGUAGCGAAAUAUUUUAUCAAAACAUGUAAAUGAGAACAAGCUUUUUGUUAUGAUUAAGUGGAAUUGUACAUUUUUAGCUAUUCUAACCCGUUUGGUUUUUAAAUUUGGUAAACAUAUGAAAAAUUUUCUUAAAUUUUCUCUUUCUUUUGCAUGCACAUAUUUCUUUUUCAUUCAAAGUUCAGCUUAACAACAACAGGUAUGUAUCUUAGCUUUUACUUGUGUCACACAAAUUUUUUUUUUCGACUUCCAAAGCUAGUAUAAUCAUACUAUGCAGUUUAAUAAAUACAUUAAAGUACUCUUCAAGAACUUUCGUUUGAAUGGUCACACACUGUGGUUCCAUUCUCAGACUUAAAAGUUAGAACCACCUUGUGCAGCAUAAUAAAA